Messenger RNA from Pseudovirgaria hyperparasitica, 1890 nucleotides. RefSeq names its product nucleotide sugar dehydrogenase. Lineage: Eukaryota; Fungi; Ascomycota; Dothideomycetes; Acrospermales; Acrospermaceae. Gene Ontology annotation, cellular component: nucleus; cytosol. Gene Ontology annotation, biological process: glycosaminoglycan biosynthetic process; polysaccharide biosynthetic process. The record is from RefSeq and is a predicted model, not a curated record. The transcript is spliced from 4 exons. Gene Ontology annotation, molecular function: NAD binding; UDP-glucose 6-dehydrogenase activity. The coding region runs from base 1 to 1890 and encodes 629 amino acids.
AUGUCCGCUUUGUCCAGUACAUCCACACCUUGUUCACAGUCAGGGACUGCGUCGCCUUCGAUCUCUCCUACUUUGUCUCGUACUUCGAGCUCAACAUCGAUCUCUGGCUCUGACGACAAUGCGUCACCCAAAAUAUCGACGGAAUCUGGUGGGCCAAUUCGAGCUCGGGCGGCAGAUUUUGACCCUGUCACCAAGAUAUGCUUUGUUGGUGCUGGAUACGUAGGUGGGCCAACGGCUGCAGUUCUGGCAUUUUCCAAUCCACAAAUUCAAGUUACCGUGGUCGACAGGGACAGUUCAAGAAUAAGCAGAUGGCAGUCUAAGCAUUUACCAAUCCAUGAACCAGGAUUGGACGACAUUGUACGAGUUGCGCGAGAUGGUACAAAUGCCACAAUCCUUGCACGUGGCAGUGCCAAGGAAAGUGUGGCUUUUCCUGAGCGUACACCAAAUCUCUUCUUUUCUACGGACUGCGAACAACCAAUUGGUGAAGCGGACAUCAUUUUCCUGAGUGUCAAUACGCCAACGAAAUUGGUCGGUGUGGGGGCUGGGGCAGCAACCAAUAUUUCGAUCUUUGAAUCAGCUAUGAGAUCCAUUGCUGUGGUAGCCAAACCCGGUGCCAUCAUUGUUGAGAAGAGUACCGUUCCUUGCAGGACUGCCCAAGUCAUCAGAGAUAUUCUUGAUAUCCACCGCCCAGGGGUACCAUUUGAGAUUCUGUCCAAUCCGGAGUUCCUCGCCGAGGGUACAGCUAUCUCUGACCUACUACACCCAUCAAGAGUCCUGAUAGGCUCAAGUAACACCUCGUCUGGUCUUACUGCCGCUGCCAGACUAGCUCUAGUCUAUAAUGCGUGGGUUCCCGAGGCGUCGAUCCUUAAUGUUCACCUUUGGUCAUCAGAGCUUGCCAAGCUCGUGGCGAACGCCAUGCUAGCACAGAGGAUUAGCAGCAUCAAUACCGUCAGUGCGAUAUGCGAGAAGACAGGGGCAGACGUCUCGGAUAUUGCUAGUGCCAUUGGAAUGGAUCACCGCAUUGGUGCUAAAUUCCUCCACGCAGGUUUGGGUUUUGGUGGAUCGUGUUUCAAGAAAGACAUCCUAAGCUUGUCAUACCUUGCUGAGUCACUUGACCUGCCAGAGGUGGCUGCAUACUGGAAGUCUGUCGUGGAUAUCAAUGUUUGGCAAUGUGAACGCUUGGUCAAACGAGUCAUCAAGUCACUCAAUGGUUCGUUAACCGGUAAGAAGCUGGCUAUACUUGGCUAUGCUUUCAAAAAAGAUACGUCCGAUACUCGAGAAUCACAAUCGAUCUCGGUCAUUGAACAUCUACUUCGGGAAAGACCCGCGGAGAUUGCUAUCUACGAUCCUGGAUGUACACCUGCCGACAUAUGUACAGAACUUCAAGCCUUAUUUGGUGCAGCUGGAAGCGGCAUCAUUGCCCCAGAAGGGCCCAUCAAUGUUCACGCAGACCCAUAUACGGCGUGCACAGGCUCCUCCGCCGUACUCAUACUUACGGAUUGGGAUCAAUUCAGGUACCCACCACUCUCGCAGGCUGACAGCUCUGCAGCAGCCGUCGAGAGCUAUGUGCACACUGCUUUGGCCCGUCUGGCCCAGGUACAAGUCCUACCGGAGGACUGGGACCUCAAUGCGCAGCAGACCCUAUUUCGCUCCCAGCCUCAAUGUAAUAUAGAGUGCACCAAAUGUAACAAGGCACCUGGCGCACUUAAGAGCUAUCCUGGUGAGAACCUCAAGUGGGAGGAAGUUGGCCGUGGCAUGAAAAUGCCCAGGUGGGUGUUUGAUGCACGUGGUGUUCUUGAUGCACAGGGCCUGGAAGACAUGGGUUUCCGAGUAGAGAGCGUCGGCAAAGUUGGCAAAAGAUCUAGGUUGCGAGGGUUUGAGGUCUGCUAG